Achroia grisella is the source of this 1552-nucleotide messenger RNA. Its product is annotated as potassium/sodium hyperpolarization-activated cyclic nucleotide-gated channel 1-like. The transcript is spliced from 6 exons. NCBI's taxonomy places the organism in Eukaryota, Metazoa, Arthropoda, Insecta, Lepidoptera, Pyralidae. The coding region runs from base 10 to 1503 and encodes 497 amino acids. The record is from RefSeq and is a predicted model, not a curated record.
UUAAAAUUUAUGAUAAUGUACGAGAACGGGAAACACGUGUGCAUGUUACCGCGGGAAACUGCGUGUUCCUCCCUGCCGCCAACUGCGGGUCUGUGCCACUUUGUAUGGUGUAGGUUGCGAGCACUCACGCUGCCAACUGACUGGCACUACGGCUCCACGCUGUAUAUCCGCAGCCAGAAAUGCAUGAGGAUGGAAAGGAAGAAGCAGGUGGAUGGUGGCCAUUGGUUUAUCCUACACCCGUACAGCGCGAUAAAAUUGUAUUGGGACUGUUUCGCAAUGGUCAUGAAUUGCAUUGUAUUUUUAUGGGCACCCAUGCACGUGUUUCUUACAUGUCCAGAUCCGUAUGAUUCGCUCAUAAUCUUCGGCGACAUAGUGGCACUACUAGAUAUAUACACGAAAUUCGUAACCGGCCGCGACGGAGGUAGCGCGCGACGCGUCAUUUUGGAGCCACGUGAAAUCGCUCGUCACUACAUCCGAGGGCCCUUCGUGUUGGAACUAAUUGGGGCCCUCCCGUUGCAGUUCAUACAAAUCAUACCAGGUUGCGAGUACCCCACAUACACGGUCAUGUACCUAUUCAAACUGUUCAAGCUGAUAUCUCUCAAGCAGCAAUGGAGGAACCUGUAUCGACAAGUAGGGCUGUCGUACGCGAAAGCAGUAGCUACGACAGUGGUCUUACGAACGAUUUUGUUCUUUCACUGGAUGACGUAUAUCCACUACCAAGUGCCGACGUUUGUCCCACAUUUCUACGAGCUGGAAGGCCGACAACUGGCGUGGCUGAAGGAGUUCCUCGUCAUCCAUGACACGAACACGUCUGUGUUUCAGAAGUAUACUAGAAAUUUGUAUUUCAUUUGUGGACUUUGCGUCGGAGCAGAUUAUUACAGCGCUAUCGACGACCAUCUGCUACCACAACUCAUUCUCAAUUCCACCAUAGGUCUUAUAGGCUUAGUCUUCUUGAGUUACACCUUCACGACUCUACUCCGUCUGGGCAUGUACGGACGGAUAGAUACGUAUAUUUACAACGGCAGAUUAAAGGAAUUGGAGGAGUACAUGUGGUUCAAACGUUUGCCAACGUCUUUGCAACAGAAGAUAAAGAUGUUUUUGAAUUAUAAGUUUUACGCGCAUUAUUUUAACGAGGAAAAUAUAAUGAAUACUAUCAAUGAGCAAAUUAAACAGGACAUCAACAUGCACUGUUGUAAGAAGCUAGUGGUGAAUGUACCACUAUUCCAAGAUAUGCCACUGUCUUUGAUAAAUACAAUCGUGUUUAGUUUGACGCAAGUUCUGUACAUGCCGGGUGAGGAGGUGAUAAAGUGUGGUCAGACUGGAGGUUCAAUCUACAUGAUCUCUUCCGGUACAGUCGCAGUCAUUGAUUCCAAUGGGAAAGAGUUAGCCCAUUUGCGUGACGGAGCCUACUUUGGUGAGAGUGCAUUGCUGAACCCUGGUUCUACACGGACUGUGACAAUCAUCGCACUGGAAAUCACUGAGAUGUUUAAGCAAGUUGAAUAAUCGUGAAUUUCAAGCCUGUUUGCAACCGUACCCACACCUGAAACGCAGG